AUGAGCAAGCUGUGUGGCAAAGAACCGAUGAUUCAAUGCGAUUCCUGCGAAGCUGACUCGAUCAUUGUCGACAACCAAGUUCGGUAUCCGUGCUUCAAGUGCCACAAAACCUUCAAAUGGAAAUCGUACAGAGCGGCACAUUUGAGAAAGCAGUGCUCGGGCAACGAACCCCAGUACCAGUGUGAAGGAGACAUUUCAUUUUCUGGAUCCGAUGGAAUCAGAUAUCAGUGUGUGAAAUGCAAUAGAACGUACAAGAACAAGUACGACCGAAACAAGCACAUGAACACCCAGUGCGGCAAAGAGCCCAAGUUCCAUUGUCGUUUCACUCGAGGAGACGUUGUAACUCAAGACGGACGUUUUCCAUGUCCAAAAUGCGGCACUACUUACAAACACAAAUACUCGCGCGAUUAUCACGUGAAAAAUUAUUGUGGCAAAGAGCCCAAGUAUUGCUGCAAGUUGUGCAAUUAUAAAUCCAAGUGGUCGUCUGAUCUCAAGAACCAUGUCGUUUUCAAGCAUGAUACAAAUACCCUAAACGAGUUGAUUUCAAUAGCAGAGGACCAUGAGCAACGCUACCCCUGUCCCAGAUGUGGCACCACCUACAAGCACAGAUACUCUCGCGACUAUCACGUGAAAAACUUCUGCGGUCUCGAACCGAAAUUCAAGUGCAAACUGUGCGACUACCGGACAAAGCGAAUAUCCGAUUUGAAGAGUCACACGGUCUCCAAGCAUAGUUCGAGCAUUUCAUUUUGA
Nilaparvata lugens (brown planthopper) is the source of this 750-nucleotide messenger RNA. Its product is annotated as zinc finger protein 425-like. The transcript is spliced from 5 exons. Bases 1 to 750 code for a protein of 249 amino acids. The record is from RefSeq and is a predicted model, not a curated record. NCBI's taxonomy places the organism in Eukaryota, Metazoa, Arthropoda, Insecta, Hemiptera, Delphacidae.